AUGAUGGGUAUUUUCGCGUUUCUUUGGAUGGGGAGUCUCGUGCCACUCUGUCAACCGCUAAUAUACACAAAUGACUGGGCGAUCAGGAUAAAUGGGGCACCCGCCUCUGCAGACAGUAUAGCGGAGAAAUAUGGAUUUCUCAAUUUGGGUCAGGUAAGUUCUCCUCAAAGUUGCAUAUGAGAAUCAUACUUUUCUACAGUAGCCUAAUGUUUCCUUUGCAGAGACAAAGUUAUCAUUUGGUUCAUGGUUCGACUGCAAUGCAAAUAUGGGGGAAAACGUUCCACCGGUCUAUAGCCUAGGCCUACUAAACUUCUCUUUGGCUAGCGGACUAAACUCCUGGUGACAGAAUUAAGUUCACCAUGGAGUGGAGUUUAGUCCGCUGUUCUUCGGCCUAAACAUGAAAUCUAACUUUACUCAUUCAUCAUCAUUAAGUUUGUCAAAUCUGCCCAUCAACCCAGCAUUUUGAUACAUAGCCUAGGUCUAUUUUAUUAGCUGUUUCCUUUAAAGUACGUCUAUUUUGGAUGAAAGACGUUUUCUAUCCCAUGUGAAUGACAAGCUUUUUGCAUGAAAUGCUAGAUUUAAUCUGAAUCAUUGGCUCUGAAUCAUUCACGGUUGUUUGGCUGCAGCACUCAUCAGAUUCGUUUCUGAGACCUCAAACAGUCAUGUGGCCCCCAUAUCAAAUUAGCCAAGUCAUUGACCUUGUAGUGAGCACCCACAUCAGACUAUCUUCCUUAUCAGAAGAUUCAGGCCACAAGCCCUCUUUUCAUAUGCCUACAUCUUUUCAGAGCUGAAACGAAGGCUCACGCUACUAUUUGCCAUCCUGGUUCAAGGAGAGAUUGAUUUCAGUCAUCUCACAACUCAGUCGGUCGAUGUAUGAUAGUUUGAAUGGGAUCAAGGAGUCAUCAUUUCCACUCAUGGAUUGCAACAGCAGUAUGGUCCUAAGAAUAGCCAAAGCACUACUCUUACUGUUUUGUCCUUCCCUCUAUUAGAGCCCUCAUGGAAACAUGGUCUGUUUUGUGUGUACUAGCCUAAGUUCCUUUCUGUUCAGGUCAAGGCACACAUACGUAAUGGUGGUAUUAUGAUAAACCUGGGUGUCAGAAAGGAGUGUAUCCACAGGCUGUAGCCCAGCCCAUGGCUCAGUACCUGGGGCUCAGGUUGCGCUGGCCUGAAAGUCUAGUAGGGGUGUAAAGUAACCUUCUCAAUGACUGAUGUCAAUGACAGCUUCAUUAUUUAUCAGCCAUUUAGACAUGGGGACACAGCUGAAAAAGCAUCAGAUCUCAUUAGGAUACAUAUACACGAUUGUGUGUUUAUGUGUUUCCUACUUUACUCAGAUUGGAGACUUGAACAACUUUUAUAGUUUCCGUCACAGUGGGACGGUGAAGCGGUCGACGGUGUCCAACAAAGACUUUACUGACCUCAUCGCCAAGGAGACCAAGGUACAGUAACUAGAUCCCAUUGGAGGUGUUAUUGAUACCCUCCUAUGUAAUUUAUCAGCUGCAUGACAUCCUGCACACACACACAUGAACGAGCACACACACAAGCAAGCACGCACGCACACACAUAAGACUCAAUUGACAUAAAAAAAAUCUAUAUGAAUAUAAUUGGACGUUUUACCUGUAAGGAAUUCAGCAGACUCAGCAAGCAUGCAAAACUCCACUUGUACCCUCUAAAGUGUGCAUUCCAUACUACUGUAAGUAGCCUACAGUAGGAUCCCUAUAACCUCCAUUCCUCUGCAGGUGGAGUGGGUGCAGCAGCAGGUGGUCCAUUGGAGGACCAAGAGGAACUCCAGAGCCAGUCACAUCUACUCCAUUGACGUCCGGACUAAACACAUUCCCCCAGGCCCCAUCCAACCUAACCAGACCCAGACACUGGUUUUCAAUGACCCCCAGUGGUGCAGCUUGUGGUACAUUGUGAGUAUCUCUCAGCUGAGAGGCAACAACUGCACUGCAGACAUACAGUAAUGUAAUAAAUACAUCCUUUCUCUUACCUUGAGGUAAUCACUAAUCUGACAUGACAUGAUUGAUGAGAGCAAUGUAAGCGAAACAGAUCAGUGAUUACCUGAAGGAAGAAAGGAAGGAAGGAUGCGUUUUUAAAAGGUAUAUUUAAACAGGGUCAAACAUAUAUUUACAAACAUGCUACAGGUGUGUGUGCAUUACCCACAUAUGCCCCACUGUUUUGUAUUGUGCUUUGCGAGGACGCCUUGUAGUUAUAAAUAUUACUAAAGUAACAACUAAUGAUCCAAGUAAACAUGACAUUUACUGAUCCCCCCCUCCCGCAUCAACAGCACUGCAGUGAGGGCUCCCAGGGCUGUCCGUCCUACAUGAACAUCGAGGGGGCCUGGAGGAGAGGACACACAGGGAAGGGAGUGGUGGUGUCCAUCUUGGAUGACGGCAUCGAGAGAGAGCAUCCUGAUCUCAGGCCAAAUUAUGUAAGUGCCUCGGAACCGUCUCUUCUGAAGACUUCACAAGGACAUUUAUUAAAAGCAAUUUGGCAAAUGUCCCGAAUGUAAAAGUCCAGAGCUGAUCCAAUAUGCUGUCAAAGCUCUUGGCCGGGAGCUUUUAAAGGUCAAUGCAGAGUAUUAAAAUACAGGCUAAAUGUCUUGUCCACUUUAGUGUUCAGACACUGCCUAGUUGAUUUGUGAGUCAAUAGGCUCUGACUGGUGGAGUAUAGACCAGACUAGACCAGACCAGACUGGAAGACACUAAAGGCCGAUUAGCCACUGACUUUUGUUUUUUUAUGUGUCACUGUAUCUUAGGACCCCUUUGCGAGCUAUGAUUUCAAUGAGAAUGAUGAUGACCCCACGCCCAGAUACGACUCCAGCAAUGACAACAGGUUAUUCUUAUUUUCAAUAUGCAGAUUGGUCAUAGCUGGAGAUGUGAGUUUUUCGUGGUAAGUUCAUGUGGUCAGGAAAAACUUAGGGCCCUACUUAUUGCAGCUUUUUGCAGAAUCUUAGCCCAUUUUAUAAAGCAACUUACAUUUUUUCCCACAAUUAUGCUCAUAUAUUAUAUUCAUAUGCAUAUAUGAAUAUGCAUAUUCACUUCUUUGAAUGUGUAUAUUCUUUGCCAGUUUGAUGUCGUACAUAUAGCCUGUCUCCUCAUACAUAUGCAACUAAGCUAAUGUGGUAUACAUUCCCUUUUAUUUCUGGUAAGCCAUGGAACAAAAUGUGCUGGGAUGGUUGCCGCGGCAGCAAAUAACUCCCAGUGCACCGUUGGAAUCUCCUUCAAUGCUCAGAUAGGUGGUGAGUCCAUGUGACAGUUCAUAAGUUCAUAAAAAGUUUAGAGUUCUUUAUUAGUCACGUUUAUAAAAACAUAAAAUGUGUCUCCUUGGUGCAAACACAUAAAAAAUUGACAUACUGUAUAUUCAGUUCAAGUUCAGUAAGUAGAAGUAAAGGUAUAUUGUAUAUUGAAGAUGCAUACAUACUGUAUGGUGCUGAAGGUCUCCUGUAAGUCAGGUGGUCCAUUCCUAUGGGUGAUCCAUCCUAUGUAGUGAAUGGAAUGCUAAGGUUAUGAAAGUCCAUCCCACUCCCGUAUCUGCAGGCAUUCGUAUGCUGGACGGAGAUGUGACGGACAUAGUAGAGGCCCAAUCCCUGAGCUUCAGGCAGCAGCACAUUGAUAUUUACUCUGCCAGCUGGGGGCCGGAGGAUGACGGGAGGACUGUGGAAGGACCUGGCCCUCUGGCUCGCCUCGCUUUAGACAACGGCAUACGCACUGUGAGUGUGUGUGUAUGUUUGUGUGUCUGUGUGUCUGUCUAACUCGUCUGCAUCAGUACAGUCAAAAAGUUUAUUCUCCACUGUGUGUGUGUGCAUGUGCGUCUGUGUGUGUACUUGUUUUCCUACCUUAUCAGGGCCCCAAUGUCCUAAUAAUUCAAUCGAAUGUCCCGACAAGGUAGGAAAACAAUAACUUUUUUUCGUAAAGUUAGGACUCUUUUCAUCUGAAUUUGCUCAAGUGCUAUUUUAAGUUUAAGGGUUAGGUUUAGUUUUUUUGGGUUAGGGUUAAGGUUAGGGUUCUGGGGUUUAAGGUUAGGGUUAGGGGUUAGGGAAAAUAGGAUUUUCAAUGGUCAAACAAUUUUGCUCCACAAAAUGUCCUGAAAUGUCACGAAAAUAAAGCUGUGUGUCAGUGUGGUGUGUGUGUGUGUGUUUGUCUGUGUGUCAGUCUUUGGCCUCAGGCUGUAUGUUUACUUCUAGGGCUUAUCUUUAUCUUCUUAUCAAUAUGUAAAUAACAUACAAAUAUGAAUCAUUAGUGGCUCUUCACGCUUGGCAUUAAUCACAGGGGAGAAGGGUGCCCUUAGGCACAGAUCUAGGAUAAGCUUACACUCCCCAAAUCCUAGCCUAAACCAAUUAUGAGGGGAAUACGCAAAACCAACCUUAGAUCAGUGUCUAGAAUCCAAAUCCUAUAAAGAUAAUUCAAAGGUAAUAUGACCAAAACUAUUACUCCCAUGAACCCCCCAGGGUAGGAAGGGACGUGGCUCCAUCUUCGUGUGGGCGUCGGGUAAUGGUGGGCGGAGCAGGGACCACUGCUCCUGUGACGGCUACACCAACAGCAUCUACACCAUCUCCAUCAGCAGCACCACCCAGAGUGGGGCCAGGCCUGACUACCUGGAGCCAUGCCCCUCGACACUGGCUUCCACCUACAGCUCCUUCUCCACCGACAGACAGGGAGCCAAGAUGGUGAGUCAAGCUGUAUAUCGGCCCCAACUCGGCUAUACGUGACGAGUCAAUUUUGAUUUUACUUAAUUAUUUGAUUUGAUACAAUAGCUGUAUAUGACAGUGAUUUAAAACAUGUUAAAGGUGCAGCCACUUCAGCUAUUUUCAGCUGCAGCGCUUGUUUGUGAAAUGAAAGGAUGGUGUGAAUAUAUCCAUUAGUUUUUUUAUUUUGCUUCUUGACAAUGUGUUUGUAGGAAAUUAAAUGAACUGAAAGUUACAAAGUGUAUCUUUUAAAACCCCUGUAUGAUGUUAUAAGGCAUAAUAGCACAUCUACUGUAACAUUUUAUAGUCACACAACAGGACUAUUUCUAUCUGGCAGGUAACAUUGGACCUGAAACAAGGCUGUAGCAAGGAGCAUUCUGGGACCUCAGUCUCCGCUCCAAUGGCAGCAGGGGUCAUCGCACUCGCCCUGGAGGCCAAGUAACCUACUUUCCUAGAGAUAUCAUCACUGAUAUCUAAAUCUAUUGAUAAUAUUAUAGGUAACAAGGAGUUUUUCCUGACCACAUGACCUGACCAGGAACAACUCUGGGCCCUAGUUACAGGCUAAAACUUGGACUGCAAAUUCUUCCUUGACAGGUCACGUGGUCAAGAAAAACUCCUGGCCCUAGUUAUAAGCUAUUGAAAAUAUUAUGCUAUAAGAUAAUAUGCUAUACAGUGUUGUUAACUUGUGUCUGUGUGACCCUGAUCCAGCCCAAUGCUGACUUGGCGGGACGUACAGCACAUUAUUGUCAGAACGUCACAGGCCAGUCACCUGACCUCCCCUGACUGGCACACCAACGGAGCUGGAUACCAGGGUAUCUGAUUUGAUUGAAUUUGCUCCCCAUAUCCUGUCCACAAUUGAGUUUGUGUUCGUUCAACGCUUAGCUACAGAAAACUAAAAGGUCUUUCCUUCAUUUAUAAUAAUUUUCCAUUGAUAUUCAAAAACACAUACAAGGGAACAAUUAUUACUGUACCACUACACGACAAACAACCACAUUUAAGACAUUCCUAUCUGGAUUGACCGACUAAUUGCUUCAUUGAUUGCUUACUAGAGUCAUUGAUCCAUUCAUUUAUUUGUUUGUUUAUGUAUUUGUUCUUCCUUCUGUCCAUUCAUUCAAUUAAUUCAAUUAAUUAAUUCAAUUAUUAAUUGGCAGUGAGUCACCUGUAUGGCUUUGGGCUGCUGGAUGCAGAGAGCAUGGUGAAGGAGGCUGAGCGAUGGAGACUGGUCCCCUCCCAGCAUGUGUGUAAGGAGGCUCCCAUCCAACAGAGCAGGUACUGGACUGACUGCUUCCCAACAUGGACACAAUCCUCUAUUCUCUUUGAAGCAUAUCCAUCUAUCCAUCUCCACAGAGAAUUCAUCGGCAUGGGAAUUCCCUCACAAUUUCUCUGUGUUUCGCUCGUACUUUCUCUGUAUCUCUGUCCUUCUCUCUCACUCUCUCUCCCACAUUCUCUUUCACCCCUCUGCCUCUCUCUACUCCCUUCCGCUCCCCUGUCCCCUCUUCUCUCGCUCUCUACCUCACUCAUAUAACAGAACCAUUCCUCCAGGCCUUGUGCUGAGGUCUGUGUAUGAGUCCACUGGCUGCUCCCUUCAUCCCCUGCAGCACAUUGUCUAUCUGGAACACGUAGUCAUCCAUGUCACCAUCACCCACAGUCACAGAGGUGACCUCUCCAUCACACUCACAUCACCCGCGGGGACCAAGUCACAGCUACUGGCAAACAGGUAAGACUUGUCUUGGACCCUUUUCACACUUCUGGGCCACGACAAGAUUAACUGUAUUGUGCUGGCCUGGUUACACAUCCACCAUAGGUCCUGGAGCUGUGAAAAGGGAAUUUCUGAGCCAACAAAGUAUGGUUCAGGUUGGCAUAAUCGUGUGAAAAGGGUGUUGGACUGUAGUACUGAAUACAAGUGGGAUUGGUCACUUCACCCACUCAUUACAAAUUCAAAAUAUUUGUUGAUGAUACAUACUGGCUGAUGUUGUGCUGAGUGAUUUAAAGUGAUAGUUCACCUCAAAAGUAUUUUGUCUGACUUUUUCUCACCAAAUAAGUGGUCUAAUGUGGAGAUAAGUCCAUAUCCCACCCCAUCUGCUGUAGAUCCCAGAUAUAUCCCUCAAUGCCAAUUGAAUAGGAAACUUAGGAUCUAUACAACAGAUGGCAUGGGACGUGGACUAUUGUGGACAUUGGAUUACAUUUUGUAUGAAAAUGUAUGCACUCACUAACUGUAAGUCGCUCUGGAUAAGAGCGUCUGCUAAAUGAUUAAAAUGUAAAUGUAAAAUGUUGGGUCUGAAAACGUAAUGACAAACUUUGGGUUUAGAGAGAAUCCAGAAAUGACAGUGUAACAUGGUUAGAUCAUAAUGUAUUUUGGUCCGAGUCACAGUUGCAUUAUAUUACACCAUGGUUGUGUUUUGGUCCUGGUCAUAGUGGUCAAUAUAUUACACCGUGGUUGUGUUUUGGUCCUGGUCAUAGUGGUCAAUAUAUUACACCGUGGUUGUGUUUUGGUCCUGGUCAUAGUGGUCAAUAUAUUACACCAUGGUUCUGUUUUGGUCCUGGUCAUAGUGGUCAAUAUAUUACACCAUGGUUGUGUUUUGGUCCUGGUCAUAGUGGUCAAUAUAUUACACCGUGGUUGUGUUUUGGUCCUGGUCAUAGUGGUCAAUAUAUUACACCAUGGUUCUGUUUUGGUCCUGGUCAUAGUGGUCAAUAUAUUACACCAUGGUUGUGUUUUGGUCCUGGUCAUAGUGGUCAAUAUAUUACACCGUGGUUGUGUUUUGGUCCUGGUCAUAGUGGUCAAUAUAUUACACCAUGGUUCUGUUUUGGUCCUGGUCAUAGUGGUCAAUAUAUUACACCGUGGUUGUGUUUUGGUCCUGGUCAUAGUGGUCAAUAUAUUACACCGUGGUUGUGUUUUGGUCCUGGUCAUAGUGGUAAAUAUAUUAUACAGUGGUUGUGUUUUGGUCCUGGUCAUAGUGGUCAAUAUAUUAUACCGUGGUUGUGUUUUGGUCCUGGUCAUAGUGGUCAAUAUAUUACACCGUGGUUGUGUUUUGGUCCUGGUCAUAGUGGUCAAUAUAUUACACCAUGGUUGUGUUUUGGUCCUGGUCAUAGUGGUCAAUAUAUUAUACUGUGGUUGUGUUUUGGUCCAGGCCUCUUGACCACUCCACUGAGGGAUUCCAGAGCUGGGAGUUCAUGACCACUCACUGCUGGGGGGAGAAGGCAGCAGGAGAGUGGAGUCUAGAGGUCCUGGACACUCCCUCUCAACAGAGGGACAACAGUGAAACAGGUCUGCCAUGCUAUACUUCUACCACUAUUCAAUACCACAAGAAAUACACCAGAUAUCAAAUACUGUAACGCAUGAGUAGAGUCCUGAGGUUUUUCCUGAUCACAAGACCUGACUAGGACAAACUUGGGGCCAUAGUUGAUUCUGGUCAAGUCAUUCAGUUAGGAAAAACCUGAUAACCUGUAGUUUUUUCUUCCUCUCUCUCCAUUGAUUUACAGGGGAAUUGAGAGAGUGGUCAUUAGUGCUUUAUGGCACCUCAGAGCAACCAUACUCCAUGCGCCGUGAGCAAGCCCGCUCGGCAGAGCUGCCAACUGACGGUGGUGACCUCACUGAGGAAUAUAGCGGUGAGUCACUUUACCCGCUGUCACAGAACAGCUUUGGAAUAAGACAACACACAAUUAUCACACCCUUUUAUAGCUUAGACACCGGAAUCAAACGACUAAUUGUAGCCUGUAUCAGAGCUCCAUUUGUUUAACCAGUAGCCUACGUCAAGGCUAAGUCCUAAGGCUUCACCAAGUCUUAAGGGUUCCACCACUUUUUAUAAGUGUUUGUUAGAGACAUGUUUUCCCUAUUCUGACUAUCUUCCUUUGUCAAAUGAAUUAUUCCAGGCUAUGAAAAUGCAUUAUGAGAAAUUAAGUUUUGUUGUGUUCCUUCCAGGCCUAUGUGACCCAGAGUGUAGUGAGGAUGGCUGUGAGGGACCAGGCCCCCUGCAGUGUGUCACAUGUCUACACCUCUUCCUCAAGUUCAAGAACAACACCAGGUUAGACUAUUCACUCUAAAUGUAUAGGUUGGAUUCAGUGAUGUUGCAGUAGGUCUCCCACUCAUGCUUUAAAUUGAUGAUAUAUAUCUUUAUAAUAAGAAAAAAUAAUUAAAAUAUAUAAUAGUUCGCAAUAGUCCAGCGGCCCAUUAUUACAUAUUUACGAACCUCAUUUAAUUGGCUGUUAUCGAGUCAUGGAUGUUUCUCACAGUAGCCCUCCGGCUUUCCAGCUUUGAACUCUGUAGGACACACAGUUAACACAUACAUUUAGUAUGUGUCCCAUGUGGAGACAAUACUAGUGUUGCACUAAACAACAUCCUCCAACCAACCAACAAGGCAUGUGCUUUCUAUCUUACAGGACGUGUGUGUCUGUGUGCCCAGUGGGAUUCUGGGGCGACCGGCGUCGCUGUAAGAAGUGUUUCUCUUCCUGUGAAAGCUGCACGGGCAGCCGCAGUGACCAGUGUACUACAUGUCGCCCUGGACACCACCUGACCGAGGGAACCAAUAGCUGCACGGCCAGUUGUGGUGACAACUAUUACUUGGACCAUGGUAUGUCCCGGGAUGCGUUCCAAAUUACACCCUAAUGCCUAAGUAGUGCACUAGAGUCUCACAUAAUUUUGGUCCGAAGUAGCGGAUAGAGAAUAGAAUGCAAUUCUGGAUUUUCCCCCUACGUUGUGAGGCAGUCAUCAUCAUUCUAUGACAAACAUACAUCGAUUUUUAUCGAAUUUAAGUUAAAAAACUUGAAAACAAUAUGAAGAUGUGAAACAAAACCACUUUGUGUUCAUCACAGAGGGACAAACUGUAUAUUAGAUGUGAGUUGAUAUCGUGACGAAUCAUUAGACUUGCUAGCCAACUCUGUGGUACGUUCACAGAGGGAAGGAGAAAACAAUGAAUUUGAGCAGUGCACAGGGAAAUUAGUCGGAUUUUCCCUGACCACCAGUUAUAAAAAAUAAUUACAGUAAUAAGGCAGCUUAAAUCUUACACCAUGUCAAUUGUAAAGUUGAUUGUGAGUAUAUGUGACAGACCGGCUCGAUUCGGUCUUAUGUAGACAGCAUUUGAAAUUGUGUUUUUUAUAUUGGAUAAAAGUAGAGACUCAGAGCUAGAAAAUGGUAUAUCAUACACUACAGUUGUGGAACAAUGGGAAAGUAAUUCUGCUUUGAAAGUUGAUAAACUUUUGAGAAAAUGGCCCUUGAAUGUUUUGGUACACCUACUGGAGAGCUCUUCUUUGAUUACACCCAUUCAGCAUCGUUCACACCCUCUUAAGCCUUAGCCCCACCCAUCUCUUUAAGGAUUCACAUGUGAGGCCAUGUGCUAAACAGAGUGAGUAUGGUAGUGUACUAAACAACCAAAGAUUUCAAAACUAACGGCUGGUUUAUAUUAAGUCUAUCGACAUGUCUGUAGACAGUUGUCGCAGUGACAUCCUGAACAUUCUAUUGUCGUCCGACAUCAAACUUGUCGUUGUCGUUAUGAAAAAGUAUUAACACAAAAACUACAGGCUGCAUGACAUCAGCAGCCUGGUGGUCCAAAAUAGAAUAGCUAGUGUAUUUUAACACCAAUAAACCCAUCUGUUUAAAAAUUAAUUUAUUAUAUGUCAAUCUAGAAAACCAGGCAACUGAAAGCAACUUUCUAAACAAUGUUUUGAUUUGUUUCUAGCUUGUUAGAUAAUGACCAUAUUAUAUAGCUGACAACGUCUUAACUUUAGUUCAUUUGUAUUUAUUAUUACAGGAAAAAUAAACUCACAACAAUAUCAUUAUUUACAAGUUAAUGAUGAGCUAAUUACAGAAAAUGGCUUACGGUUGUGAGUGUGACGAAAUAAAAGCAGGGCAUUCUACCAGAUAAUUUUUUUACUUGGACACUGUCUCGUUGGCCUAACGUUAUAUCCUAAUUUGACUUUAGUGCAGGUCAUGUUGUUCUUCACAUUACCGUCUCUGGCAAUUACACACUAUAUCAAAUAAAAUAAAAGUUCAUUUGUCACAUGCAUAGGAUACAAAAAAAAAUAGCUAACAUUAGGCUAUAACUAGCAAUGCAAAUGGCUCUGAGAUACGAAUAAUGUUACUACACAGAUCAUACACGUAACGUUAGCUAGUGAGCCAGUCAGCUAACGUUCACUAGCUAGCUAACAGUAUGCUUUAACUUGCAAUGAAAAUGACUUUCUGACAAAAUUUGAAAGCUAGCUAGACUCUCUUACCUAUAUACAUGGAUGAACGCUUCUCCCUCUCUGUCACGGAUGCCAUGGUUGCCCUUAGUUUGAAGAUGUAAUCCGGAGACAGGUGUUUUAUACAACAGCCUUCUGUGUGUUCUCUUUUCGACUCCCUCUACAUAUUUGCAAUCAAACGCUAGAAUUAUAUCCAUCUCCUUAGCUAUCAUACUCUGCUUCCACCGGGCAUUCCACUGAUUUCAAAACUCGGUCCUCCAGAAAGUGGAGAGCAACACUUUCGCAGCUCUACUACGUGAUAUCUUUUAAAAAAGCCGCUUUAGAAAGGAAUACCUACACAUACUGAGCAGCUCAUGUUAUAGACAGAAGCGUGCUAUAUGGCAGACCAAUCCGAACUUAUCUCUCGGCAUGUCCAGCCCAUCCAUUGUCUCAGCCAAUCAUGGCUAGCGGGAAGGUUCCUGUCUUUUUCCGUGGCUUAACCAACUAGGCUCAUAAUUUAACAUUUGUAUUCGUAUUUACAGAUGGCAUAAAAGUUUGUUAUUAAGGCACAUGAAAGUUCACAUGUUCCAGAAGGCAUUUCUGCUAAAAAACGCAUUUUGAUAAAAAAUAUGUAUGGUUACAUAUGUUCAAAUGCCUCUCCUGUGAAGUAGUGACGCGCGACAUACGCCUAGUUUGUAGAUUAUCCCCAAAAAAAUUCAAGCCCUAUUCCCCAAUUUUUUAUGAAUAGGUUGUUCAUAGCAUAUGACAUUUUAAAAAUGAAAUCUACAAUGUACUAUUUUUCAUACUAUUUACUAUAGCAUUGCAUACUGGUGCAAAAAGUGCAUGCAAAACAUAGAUAUAUAAUAAAUAACAACAAAUAUAUACAGGUUCAGUCAAAAGUUAGGACACACCUACUCAUUCAAGGGUUUUGCUUUAUAAAAAAAAAGAAUUACAAAGUAGAAUAAUAGUGAAGACAUCAAAACUAUGAAAUAACACAUAUGGAAUCAUGUAGUAACCAAACAAGUGUUAAACAAAUCAAAAUAUAUUUUAUAUUUGAGAUUCUUCAAAUAGCCACCCUUUGCCUUGAUGACAGCUUUGCACACUUGGCAUUCUCUCAACCAGCUUCAUGAGGUACUCACCUGGAAUGCAUUUCAGUAAACAGGUGUGCCUUCUUAAAAGUUAAUUUGUGGAGUUUCUUUCCAUCUUAAUGCGUUUGAGCCAAUCAGUUGUGUUGUGACAAGGUAGAGGGGGUAUACAGAAGAUAGCCCUAUUUGGUAAAAGACCGAGUCCAUAUUAUGGCAAGAACAGCUCAAAUAAGCAAAGAGAAACGACAGCCCAUCAUUACUUCAAGACAUGAAUGUCAUCAAUCUCUAUGAUGAAACUGGCUCUCAUGAGGACCGCCACAGGAAUGGAAGACCCAGAGUUACCUGCUGCAGAGGAUUUCAUUAGAGUUACACAGCCCAAAUAAAUGCUUCACAGAGUUCAAGUAACAGACACAUCUCAACAUCAACUGUUCAGAGGGGACUGUGUGAAUCAGGCCUUCAUGGUUGAAUUUCUGCAAAGAAACCACUACUAAAGGACACUAAUAAGAAGAGACCUGCUUGGGCCAAGAAACACGACAUUGGACAUUAGACCAGUGGAAAUGUGUGCUUUGGUCUGGAGUCCAAAUUUGACAUUUUUGGUUCCAACCGCAGUGUCUUUGUGAGAUGCGGUGUGGGUGAACGGACGAUCUCCGCAUGUGUAGUUCCCACCGUAAAGCAUGGAGGAGGUGUUAUGGUGUGGGUGUGCUUUGCUGGUGACACUGUCUGUGAAAAACACUUAACCAGCAUGGCUACCACAGCAUCAUUCUGCAGAGAUAUGCCAUCCCAUCUGGUUUGGGCUUAGUGGGACUAUCAUUUGUUUUUCAACAGGACAAUGACCCAACACACAUCCAGGCUGUGUAAGGGCUAUUUUACCAAGAAGGAGAGUGAUGGAGUGCUGCAUCAGAUGACCUUGCCUCCUCCACAAUCACCCGACCUCAACCCAAUUGAGAUGGUUUGGGAUGAGUCGGACGGCAGAGGGAAGGAAAAGCAGCCAACAAGUGCUCAGCAUAUGUGGGUACUCCUUCAAGACUGUUGGAAAAGCAUUCCAGGUGAAGCUGGUGGAGAGAAUGCCAAGAGUGUGCAAUGCUGUCAUCAAGGCAAAGGGUUAAAUCACUUUCAACACUUUUUUGGUUACUACAUGAUUCCAUAUGUGUUAUUUCAUAGUUUUGAUGUCUUCACUAUUAUUCUACAAUGUAAGAAAUAGUACAAAUAAAGAAAAACCCUUGAAUGAGUAGGUUUUGUCCAAACUUUUGACUGGUACUGUAUAUAUCUGAGCUUUCUAACUCAUGAAGAAAUGUGUUAUACGGCCAUCCACUUAACAUUUAACAGGCUAGUCCUCGUACCCGCAUAUGCAUAGCCACAGGAAGUAGGGGUGCUGAGGGUGCUGCAGAACCCUCUGCUAAAUCAAAAUCAAAUAUAAAAUAAUAAGAAAUAAAUAAGAAAUGAAUAAACAUUUCUACAAAAUGUGUGAACUAGGCCUUUAUUACUCCUGUAUGUGCAGAAAAAAAUACUCCUCAGCACCCACCCACCUCGCAGGACAAUAAGUUGCCCCCAUCCCUCCUGCUAAUUGGGCGACGUUUGCAAAUGUUUUGUUGUUUGAGUGAGGGAGACGUUGAGGAUUAUAAUAAAUACUGCUUUGAUGUCAUACAAGCAAGCUAAACACUUGUGAAUCAAAAUGUGCACUUCACAUUUCCAUAUCAUAUCGUUGUUAUACCCUGGGUUGUUCUGAACCGAAUGAGCCAAUGUUUCUCUAUUGUUAAGAAAAUGUGCUGCAUCACGCAACUGAAUGCUCUCGUGACUCCUUUCUAUGCGCACCAAAAUUAUUAUCUGUUUCCCUGAAAUGCAUUGUGAAAGCUUAACAUUGUAAUAUCAUAUUUUAUAACUAGUCAUGUUGGCAAUAGAACAAGCCUUCAAAUUAUGCCUACCUGACCCAGAUUGGGAUUUAUAAUGGACCGUUUUUGGAUUGCGUUAACAACAACAGUAAUUGUGUGAUGACUGGGAUGGAGGGUUGUGUUCCAACCAAAACAACUACAAGUGUGCUUGCUCUAGUUCCUCAACGGCACAGCUAGAUGAGCUCAUAGUUGGAGACUCUUCUUUGAGUCAUAAAAUUGCAUAGAAAUUGCUUAGGAACUGUGCCCACUUUGGAGAGGUGUGUGGCCACUUGGAGACACCAGGUAGACCUCUCACUCAAAUACUUGUAAUUUCUUUGUUUUAUGUUGCAACUACCCCACAUUUUCCAGGAAUAUUCUUAUCAUGUUACUGAAUGUAUGCAGAGUAUUUUCAGAUUUCGUUAUCAAGAAAUGCGGUGAAAAGUACAGUAAAUGUAAAAUAUAAAUAAAAUCAACAGUGUCAUUUUAGGAUUCAGUCUUGUGUCAGGUGAACUGUUGUGUCCUCACCUUUUGGUCUAAUAAUUUUUCCAUAAUCUCCAAACUGUUCCAUUUCAAUUGCUAAGAUUGUUAUGCAUUUCAUAUUUCUUAUGUAAGAAACAUUUAAUUUUAGCCCUAUCCAUAUAGGCCAAUUCCCACGAGUGUAAAGGAUUAAGGAUAUUAUGCUUUAUUGUUGUAAAAACCAAGCCAAUGUCUCUACUGAAUAUGUGCUUAAUGAACAAUGCUUUUACUUCAACUGGAGUGGAAUUAUAUUUAGCAGGUAUGAAUGCUUGUAUUGUUGUUUUCCCACAGAUGCAAAUAUGUGCAGGAAGUGCAGUGAAAACUGCUUGAGAUGCACCUCGGCGAACAUCUGCACAGAAUGCAAAUCCGGCACAAGGUAACCAAUCCCUCUGAUGAUGCCCGAAUUACCAACUCAUGCAUUUCUUCUCUGUACACAGUGAUUCUCCAUCUCAGCCACAGAGAAUACUAAUUCACACACAUACACACACAUAUUCUAAACCUAUUGCAACAAAGCAAACUCCUAUUAUAAUAUUUGUUGUAUUUUGGAGAGUUAUCAGAUGAAACUUCUUAAUGAGUGUGUGCUCAGGGUCGGAACACAGAGCCCAGAUAAUGAUGAGUCUCGCUCUCUCUUUCUCUCUCUCUCUCUCUCUCUCUCUCUCUCUCUCUCUCUCUCUCUCUCUCUCUCUCUCUCUCUCUCUCUCUCUCUCUGUCUGUCUGUCUCUGUCUGUAUGUCUCUCAUUCACUCACUUACUCACUCUCCCUCCCCCCACCCCUCUAUCACUCUCUCUCCAGUCUGUUGGGGAACCGUUGCCAGAGGAGCUGUGGACCAGGAAGUUACCACAAUGUGCAGGAGAGCACCUGCGAGCCCUGCCACAAGGCCUGUGCCACCUGUGCAGGUAAAGGGAGGGAUGACUUGGAUCAUACCAAAUCAAACAGGACCCUAAGCCAUAUUUGAAAAAAUACAGUACUAAUCAUGGAGCUAGUCAUCAGCAUCACCAUCUACCUGAAGUGAUAAUGUGUCAUGAGAGGGACAAUUUAUGUGUUUACAGUACACAUGUUGUCUCCAGGUGCAGGUGUUUAGAUGGGUUACAGUGUGUGUGUGUGUGUGUGUGCGUGUGUGUGUAUGUGUGUGUAUGUGUGCCUGCAUGUGUGUGUGUUUGCCUGCGUGCACGUGUGUGUGUUAUCCCAGGUGCGGGCAUUGAGGCGUGUAACCAGUGUGCUGAUGGUUAUCUGAUGGAGGAGUGGAAGUGUGUAUCCUCCUGCAGUGCUGGCUUCUAUGCCAUGGAGAGCAGCCCACAGACAACUAGUGAUGGACCCAGGAUAUGCAGGAGGUGAGUGAGUGAGCUCUGAGUCUUGGUGUAGGUGGAUUGUUCAUUAUUAUGAUGGUUGACCCCAUUCCAAAAUGUGUAUAAUAAUAAUUUGGUGGGUGCUUAUAUUUGUCCUAUUUCACACAUGCGUGUUAAUACACGUGUGAAUUGUACAUGUGCUUUUUGCAUAGUCCAACUCCCCAACAGCCAGGGUCUGCCAUUAUCAAUGGUGACCCUAUAAGCACCCACCAAAUUAAGAUCAAGUCCCUUCCUCAAGUGCACAUUGACAGAUUUUUCACCUUGUCUGCUCGAACUAGUGACCUUUCGGUUAAUAGCCCAACACUAACUGCUAGGCUACCUGCCGCCCUGUGUGUGCGUGUGUGUGUUAUUGUGCGUGUGUGUCUGUCUAUUUGUGUGUGAGUUUGUGCGUGCGUGCUUGUGUUCAUGUCUCUGUCUAUUUCUGUGCACAUGUGUGUGUUUAUGUAAUCUCAGCCAGUCUGCUGGUACCACCUCAGGUGUGAUGCCAGCUGUCUCACCUGUGUGGGAGCGGGGAAGGGGAACUGCAGCAGCUGUGCCAGUGGACACAGUCUUCUGGACAAAGUGUGUAUGGUCAGCACCGUCUGUGGUGAUGGUCAGUCAAUCAAUCAAUCAUUCUCCUUAAACUCACUCGUACAACCUAGUGUCUAUUCCAGGGGUGAAGGUAAGGCGGUACGGUCCGGUACGGCAUCCCAGCUAAAUAUAUACUGGGGGUAUGCCGUACCGGUAAAACAUGAGCCUAUCACAAUAAUUAAAACAACAUUUCAAGAAAACUGUAGGCUAUUACACCACUUCUUAUCAUUAGCGCAUGUCAGAGGCAUUAAAAAUGAGCGAAUGGACAUGAAAACGGGUUGUAUAGCCUAUGCUCCAAAAUGCGAUGUGGCUCCACAAGAACACAGACAUUUUGCCAAGGCAGAGAUGAGUGGCCAACUCUGAGACGCUCACGGACAGCAGUGGAAGCAUAUAUUCUGUCCUAAUGACAAUCGCCAAAUGUAAUUACACUUUUUGGUGUCUAGUGUAACAGAUGUCUCUUUCCAUUCAUUCACCACUGUUUGGAGGCUGGAAAUACACUACAUUACCAAAAGUAUGUGGACACCUGCUCGUCGAACAUCUCAUUCCAAAAUCAUGGGCAUUAAUAUGGAGUUGGUCCCCCUUUUGCUGCUAUACAGUAACAGCCUCCCCUCUUCUGGGAAGGAUUUCCACUAGAUGUUGGAACAUUGCUGCGGGGACUUGCUUCCAUUCAGCCACAAGAGCAUUAGUGAGGUCGGGCGCUGAUGUUGGGCGAUUAGGCCUGGCUCGCAGUCGGCAUUCCAAUUCAUCCCAAAGGUGUUCAAUGGGGUUGAGGUCAGGGCUCUGUGUAUGCCAGUCAAGUUCCUCCACACCGAUCUCGACAAGCCAUUUCUGUAUGGACCUCGCUUUGUGCACAGGAGCAUUGCCAUGCUGAAACAGGAAAGUGCCUUCCCCAAACUGUUGCCACAAAGUUUUAAGCACAUAAUCAUCUAGAAUGUCAUUGUAUGCUAUAGCGUUAAGAUUUCCCUUUACUGGAACUAAGGGCCCUAGAUCAAACCAUGAAAAUCAGCCCCAGAAAUGUUUUCCUCCUACUCGGUAGUGAGUGUUGCAACCGAGGACAGACGAUUUUUACGUGCCACGUGCUUCAGCACACAGCAGUCUCGUUCUGUGAGCUUGUGUGGCCUACCACUUCGCGGCUGAACCGUUGUUGCUCCUAGACGGUUCCACUUCACAAUAACCGGGGCAGCUCUAGCAGGGCAGAAAUUUGAUGAACUGACUUGUUGGAAAGGUGGCAUCCUGUGAUGAUGCCACGUUGAAAGUCACUGAUCUCUUCAGUACGGGCCAUUCUACUGCCAAUGUUUGUCUAUGGAGAUUGGAUGGCUGUGUGCUCGAUUUUAUACACCUGUCAGCAACAGGAGUGGCUGAAAUAGCCAAAUCCACUAAUUUGAAGGGGUGUCCACAUACCUUUCGUGAUGUAGUGUGUGUUGUGUGUGGAUGAACGUGCGUGGGUAACCUAGUAAAGGAGCCCUUUUGAAGUGAUUGUCAGAUGAAAACAUCAUGACUGGUUGUUUUUAUGCCACAAUAAAAGGUAAUACAUUUUUUAAGUAAAUGACAAAUCUUUACAGGGAUUCUAUAUGUAAUUCUAUGAUUAGGCCCAUAACAUUUUUGGGUACACGCGCUUGAUAGGAGGUCCCGUACCGCGAAUAAAUGAAUUCUACUUUCACCCCUGGUCUAUUCAGAUAGUGAAUCGUAUAGCUACUGUGUUAGUGUUGGUCACACUUUAUAUUAUUACUACAAAGUAACUAUACAUAUAACUAAUGAAACGUAAUCUGAUCAGUUUCCUUUCAUUUACAAAUCAAAUAUAGUUGUAAAUGCCUCAUCUGCAGUUGCCUGUAUUAAAGUAUUACAUGGUAAUUACAUGAAAUAACAACAUAAAUGUAAAAUGUUGCCUUUGUGUUUUGCUUGCAGGAGAGUACCAGGAUAGCCAUGGGAAGUGCCAUGCAUGUGAUGCCACGUGUGUGAAGUGUACAGGCCCAAAGUCAGAGGACUGUAUCAGCUGUGACCCCUCUAGGUAAGUCUAUGGUGAGGACUGUAUCAACUGUUGCCCCUCUAGGUAAGUCUAUGGUGAGGACUGCAUCAACUAUGGCCCCUCUAGGUGAGUCUAUGGUGAGGACUAUCAGCUGUGAGCCUUCUAGGAAAGUCAAUGGUGAGGACUGUAUCAGCUGUGAGCCUUCUAGGUAAGUCAAUGGUGAGGACUGGAUCAACUAUGGCCCCUCUAGGUAAAGGGAUUUCCAUACAGGAAGAGGUGGGGCGGAGCGGAGUUCCCUAUAAUGGAGAUUCUUAUUUUCUCCGCCUCGGCUGAGUGGCUUUCACGUACAUGAGCACCGCUGAUCGCUCUGCCUGGAUAGAAUUCCACCCCCGUCUAGCUCCAUUGAAAAUGAAUGGGCAUCUCCGCCGGCGCUUCAUGUCUUUAGAGGGAUACUUCGGGAUUUUGGCAAUGAGGCCCUUUAUCUACAUCCCCAGAGUUAGAUGAACUCGUCGAUAAAAAUUUUAUGUCUCUGUGUCCAGUAUGAAGGAAGUUAGAGGUAGCAUGCUAGAAGAUACCCAGAGGCUUCCAGUCAUUGCGCUAACGCUAGUUAGCAUUGGCUCACAAACUACCACUGACUUCCUUCAUACUGGAUACAGAGACAUAGAAAUGGUAUCCACUCACCUAGAGGGGCAAUAGUUGAUACAGUCCUCACCAUAGACUUACCUAGAGGGGUAAUAGUUGAUACAGUCGUGACCAUAGACUUACCUAGAGGGGCCAUAGUUGAUACAGUCCUAACCAUCGACUCACCUAGAAGGCUCACAGCUGAUAGUCUUUACCAUAGACUCACCUAGAGGGGCCAUGUUCCUCUCUGACCUCUGUUGCUCUCUUCCUGUGUCAUCCUUUCUGAGACACUUAUUUUUACAUAUAAAAGGUGCAUUCUGGUAAAUGUACAUCCCUUUUGGUAACACAAGGCAAUACAAAAACAAAAUUAGCCUAGAGGCUAAACAAAAAGUGCCAGCACUUUUUACAGGCAAUGAAAGUUCCAGAUUGCACCUUUAAAUGGAUAGUGCGAGAUUCUGGCCAUUAAGCAGUUUUUCUACUUAUUCAGAGUCAGAUGAACUCGUGGUGGAUGCCAUUUUUAUGUUUCUGCAUGCAGUUUGAAGCAAGUUGGAGGUAGUUUCGCGAGCCAAUGCUUACUAGCGUUAGCACAAUGACUGGAAGUCUACAGGUACCGCUAGCAUGCUCCACCGGAGGCAAAUGUAGUUUAUAGUUAGGUGCUGUUGUCUCAUUGUCUCAGGUCCCUGGAUGAGGGUCGCUGUGUGGCUCAGUGUGCCCAGGGGAAGUACCAGUCAGGUGGGCAGUGCCACCUGUGUGACCACACCUGUGCCAUGUGCAUGGAUGGAGGGCCUGCCAACUGCACCAGCUGUGACACCGGUGAGCGGAAGGGACACCUGUCAUUCUAACUGACACAGUCCGAUGGACAUGUGCUCUGGCUCUGGGACAACAAACACAUUGCACUUAUACCACUAACAAAUCUAUCUUUUACUGUAAUAGACUAACUGUGUGUGUGUGUGUGUGUGUGUGUGUGUGUGUGUGUGUGUGUGUGUGUGUGUGUGUGUGUGUGUGUGUGUAACGAUUGUGCAUCUGUCUGCCUGCCUGCUUGUCCUCCAUCUGUGUUUCCCUCAGAUAAAUUCAACAUGGACCGCUACCUGUACAAGGGGGGUUGUGUCGACGCUUGUCCGGAAGGCCAUUACCAUACCCAGGAGAAGAGCUGCGAGGCCUGCCCCGACAACUGCAAACUCUGCACCUCCGCCACACACUGCCUGCGCUGUAACUCCUCCUACUACAUCACUGAUGGAGUCUGCACCCAACUGGAGUGUGGAGAAGGUGACAGACAUAGCCAAAAUGUUGUUUGAUUUUGUGUUCUUAUAUAAUACCUGUCUACAUCAAGUAUAAACAUGAAAAAUAAAAGUAUUUUGAAGUAUUUCUGUCUCCAUAGAGAAUCGUAAUUCCCCUUUUUCCCAUCUCUCUCUCUCUCUCUCUCUCUCUUUGUCUGGCUCCCCUCUCUGUCUGUCUGUCUUUCUGUCUGUCUCUGCACCACACUCUCUCCCUUUCUCUCUCUUUCAUACAGGUGAGGUGGAGGAUCCAGAGUAUGAUGACUGUAUGGCCUGUGAGGAAGGCUGUAAGAAGUGUGUACUGUGUAAGUUAGUCUACCCAUGUACCAUGUGGACCCUAUCUGAACUCCUGUCUGUCUGUCUCUGUCUCUGUCUCUGUCUCUGUCUGUCUGUCUGUCUGUCUGUCUGUCUGUCUGUCUGUCUGUCUCUCUGUCUGUCUCUCUGUCUGUCUGACUGUCUGUCUGUCUGUCUAGGAUGAAAGGAUGUCUAAGUGUGUUUUUCUGUAUUCCUCAGAUAACCCCAGGCAUUGCCUAUCCUGCACUGACGGCUUUUACAAGUAAGUAGUACAAGGAAUAAAAAUCUUGCAGAAAGUAUUAUUUUAAUCUUAAUGAAACCCCCCUUAGAUUAUGGAAUAUGACCUCAAUAUUCAAUAUCUCCGUGUGUAAAUGAAUGGGUGACAGUGGAGGAAGAUGACACAAACCAACUUCUUGCAUUGAGUGUAGAUUCCAAGAUGGCUGCUACAAGAACUGCCCAGCGAAGACGUUCAGCGUAGAGGAGGAGAUGGCCUGUGUGCCGUGUGAUGAGAAGUGCGUCAGCUGUGACGAACACGAGUGCUACUGGUGUGAAACCGACCUCUUCUUAUCAGGUAAGGGUUUGGUCGGUGCAACUGUUUGUGUUGUGUGUGGGUUUGUGUGUGUGCUUGCAUGUGUGUGCUUGCGUGUGUGUUCUUGACAUGUUUUAAAGUAUGCUCUGUUCCACCUAGAGGGGAAGUGUGUGCCGGAGUGUCCGGACGGUUUCUACGGAGACGAAGACACCCAGGAGUGUGAAGAGUGUCACUCUGACUGUGUGACAUGCAGCGGUCCCGACAGUGAUGACUGUGUGUCGUGUGAGGAGGGGAAAAGCCGGGAGGAGGGGGAGUGCGUCUCUAAACAGGAUUUCUGCCCUGUUAAGACCUUCCUCACUGGUGAGAUUUAAAGGAUGAAUUUACCGGAAAAUAACCAGAUAAUGGAACGUUCAAAAGUUCACCUAUACUGCAGUAAAUGUGCUUCAAAGUGGAUGUUACCACACUGUCAGGGCGUAUUUCAGAAAUGUAUUACAUUACACAAGUUAUUGUUAAAUGAUUGCCAAUGACCUUGGCACUUCACUUUACCCUGUGAGGGAGUUUGUUACAUUAACAAUUGACUUGUUUGGUGUUUUCUCGUGUUCUUCCCUGCAGGUGAAGGAGAGUGUGAGGCCUGCCAUGCCUCCUGUGACUCAUGUUCAGGAGAGGAGAAGAGCCAGUGUAAAACCUGUGUGAAAGGUCUGACCAUAUUUCUGCCUGUCAAUUUGUCAGAAUGUGUGUAGUGUGCACUCGUCUGUUUCCAGUGAGGUCAGCUUAAACUCUGUGAAAAGAGAAAGAUAAGCACAUCCCACUGGUUCAGUUCUCGUCCUGAUUGCAGACCGUGGCAGUGUGUGUGCGUGCUUGCGUGUGUGUCUGUCUAUUCUGACCGUAUCCUUCCUGUGCUCCUCCCAGGGCGGUUCCUGUCGGCAGAGCAUGUGUGUGUGUUGAAGUGUCCAGCGGGCUCAUUCGCCAGCCGGCUGAGCGGUGUGUGUGAGGCGUGUCCUCGGGGGUGUGUGCAGUGUGUGGACGAGCAUCACUGCACCCGCUGUCAGGUGGUACGCAAGGCCCCGCUCUACCUGCAGGACGGACAAUGUGUUCAUCAAUGCCAGAGGUCAGAGUUCAUAUGAAUAUGUUAAAGGUGAUAGUUCGGGAUUUUGGCAAAGAGGCCCUUUAUCUACUUAGUCAGAUGAACUUGUGGAUACCAUUUUUAUGUAGUCUGUGGCUGUGAAUAGGAUGCACCUGAGCUCAAUUUCGAGUCUCAUAGCAAAGGGUCUGAAUACUUAUGUAAAUUAGGUAUUUCCGCUUUUUUUUUAAAAUAACUUUUACAAAAAAUUCUAAAAACUUGUUUUGACUUUGUCAUUGUAAGGUAUUGUGUGUAGAUUGAUGAGGGAAAAAAAUAAUUUCAUCAAUUUUAGAAUAAGGCUGUAACGUAACAAAAUGUGGAAAAGGGGUCUGAAUACUUUCCGAAUGCACUGAAUACCAUCCAUUUCCCGUACGACUAAUAAAAGUUGAAACUGAUGUAGGGACUCCCUAAAAACACGCCACUUCGAUACAAGUUACUUUUCGUAGCAGUUUAGGAGAGCAUUUUCGAUAACCCUAACCAUUUUCCUAACCAUAACCUAAUUCUCAUAACCUGCAAUGUUAAUUCUCCUAACCUACUUCGUAAGUUCUUUUAACCUGCUACAAAACAUUCGUAGCUGUAUCAAAUUGCUGUGUUUUUUAGGGAAUCUCUGAUUUGAGUCUGCGUCCAGAAUGAACGAAGUUAGAGGUAGUUUCGUGAGCCAAUGCUAACUAGUGUUAGCGCAAUGACUGGAAGUCUACAGGAAUGGGUAGCAUGCUAGUCAUUGCGCUAAUGCUAGUUAGCAAUUACGCAAACGCUAGAUAGCAACUUGCUUCAAACUGCAUGCAGAGACAUAGAAAUGGUAUCCACAAGUUCAUCUGACUCUGAGGAAGUAGAAAAAGGGCCUUAUUGCAAAAAUCCCAAACUGUCCCUUUAAAGGUGCAGUUGAUAACACAUUUUUGGCUGCUCCUACACUUCUUGUCAAAUGUGUUUGUAGCUAGUACCUUAAUUCUAGACUGCAACUUCAAUGCUUUAUUUUACAUUCAUAAUCACGGUUUAACAUUUUUUCUUCUUGAAAGUCUUUGAAUCUUUAAUCCUGAUCCUAGAGACCCCAGGAUGUGCAGGUUUCUGUUCCAACGCAGGACUAAUACACCAUUUUGAUCAUGAUUUAUUGCUCCUCUUCCCACACAUCAUUGCUGUGGAAAAUGAUGAUGUAUUAUAUGACAUGGUGAUGUAUUCUAAGUAUUGUCCUCUUUAUCUAAAGGGCAUAUAUACCUUUCAUUUUACAGAACUGGAGUGCCUGCUGAACUGUACUGUACCUACUCAAACCCUCUCAGUUGUAAUGACAGCUUUCCAGAAGAUGCUCUUCUCCACCACAAUGUCAUGGAUUGACUCCAAUUGCUCACUCCCCCUUGUGGAUUUAGAAGCAUUGGAUUGGUCUAGGCAAUUUACACCAUACUUCUAACACCAGUCCAUGAGAGGGAGUAAACGAGUGCACACUUUGGGGAGAAGGGUAGAGAAUGAGGCCAUAGCCUCAGUGUGCAACUAACGUCCUAUUUGCUGUGCUCUCCCACUGUGUACUGUAGUGGGUAUCCAGCGGGCCAGGUGUGUCGUGGCUGUGCGACAGGCUGUGCCUCCUGUGAGAGGAAUGCCACUCAUUGUCUGAGCUGUGUGGAGCCCCUCCUUCUGUACAAACACCAGUGUGUGGAGGCCUGCCCCCCUGCACACACACUCAGGGACGGGGAGUGUCAGCACUGUCCCACAGCCUGCCAGGAGUGUAGCCCCCACAGCGAGUGCACAGGUGAGGCACACACAGACGAGAGUAGUGAUGGCAUAUUUGUAUUUUUAUUUUUUAAGGAUCCCCAUUAGCUGCUGCCUUUUCCUGGGGUCCAGAAAAAUUAAGGCAGUUAUAUACAAUUUCAAAUAUUACAUUACAUUACAUUUCAUAACACUUUUCACAACGCAUUAAGUGUGUUCCCUCAGGCCUCUACUCUACUAUCACAUACAGUGGGGAGAACAAGUAUUUGAUACACUGCCGAUUUUGCAGGUUUUCCUACUUACAAAGCAUGUAGAGGUCUGUCAUUUUUAUCAUAGGUACACUUCAACUGUGAGAGACGGAAUCUAAAACAAAAAUCCAGAAAAUCACAUUGUAUGAUUUUUAAGUAAUUAAUUUGCAUUUUAUUGCAUGACAUAAGUAUUUGAUCACCUACCAACCAGUAAGAAGUCCGGCUCUCACAGACCAGUUAGUUUUUCUUUAAGAAUCCCUCCACUCAUUACCUGUAUUAACUGCACCUGUUUGAACUCGUUACCUGUAUAAAAGACACCUGUCCACACACUCAAUCAAACAGACUCCAACCUCUCCACAAUGGCCAACACCAGAGAGCUGUGUAAGGACAUCAGGGAUAAAAUUGUAGACCUGCACAAGGCUGGGAUGGGCUACAGGACAAUAGGCAAGCAGCUUGGUGAGAAGGCAACAACUGUUGGCGCAAUUAUUAGAAAAUGGAAGAAGUUCAAGAUGACAGUCAAUCACCCUCGGUCUGGGGCUCCAUGCAAGAUCUCACCUUGUGGGGCAUCAAUGAUCAUGAGGAAGGUGAGGGAUCAGCCCAGAACUACACGGCAGGACCUGGUCAAUGACCUGAAGAGAGCUGGGACCACAGUCUCAAAGAAAACCAUUAGUAACACACUACGCCGUCAUGGAUUAAAAUCCUGCAGCGCACGCAAGGUCCCCCUGCUCAAGCCAGCGCAUGUCCAGGCCCGUCUGAAGUUUGCCAAUGACCAUCUGGAUGAUCCAGAGGAGGAAUGGGAGAAGGUCAUGUGGUCUGAUGAGACAAAAAUAAAGCUUUUUGGUCUAAACUCCACUCGCCGUGUUUGGAGGAAGAAGAAGGAUGAGUACAACCCCAAGAACUCCAUCCCAACCGUGAAGCAUGGAGGUGGAAACAUCAUUCUUUGGGGAUGCUUUUCUGCAAAGGGGAUAGGACGACUGCACCGUAUUGAGGGGAGGAUGGAUGGGGCCAUGUAUCGCGAGAUCUUGGCCAACAACCUCCUUCCCUCAGUAAGAGCAUUGAAGAUGGGUCGUGGCUGGGUCUUCCAGCAUGACAACGACCCAAAACACACAGCCAGGGCAACUAAGGAGUGGCUCCGUAAGAAGCAUCUCAAGGUCCUGGAGUGGCCUAGCCAGUCUCCAGACCUGAACACAAUAUAAAAUCUUUGGAGGGAGCUGAAAGUCCGUAUUGCCCAACGACAGCCCCGAAACCUGAAGGAUCUGGAGGUCUGUAUGGAGGAGUGGGCCAAAAUCCCUGCUGCAGUGUGUGCAAACCUGGUCAAGACCUACAGGAAACUUAUGAUCUCUGUAAUUGCAAACAAAGGUUUCUGUACCAAAUAUUAAGUUCUGCUUUUCUGAUGUAUCAAAUACUUAUGUCAUGCAAUAAAAUGCAAAUGUGUAUCUUUCUGGAAGACUGAAACAGGUUUCCCUCAACAAUUUCCCUGUAUUUAGCGCCAUCCAUCAUUCCUUCAAUUCUGAUGAGUUUCCCAGUCCCUGCCGAUGGAAAAACAUCCCCACAGCAUGAUGCUGCCACCACCAUGCUUCACUGUGAGGAUGGUGUUCUCGGGGUGAUGAGAGGUGUUGGGUUUGCGCCAGACAUAGCGUUUUCCUUGAUGGCCAAAAAGCUCAAUUUUAGUCUCAUCUGACCAGAGUACCUUCUUCCAUAUGUUUGGGGAGUCUCCCACAUGCCUUUUGGCGAACACCAAACGUGUUUGCUUAUUUUUUUCUUUAAGCAAUGGCUUUUUUCUGGCCUCACUUCCGUAAAGCCCAGCUCUGUGGAGUGUACGGCUUAAAGUGGUCCUAUGGACAGAUACUCCAAUCUCCGCUGUGGAGCUUUGCAGCUCCUUCAGGGUUAUCGUUUGUCUCUUUGUUGCCUCUCUGAUUAAUGCCCUCCUUGCCUGGUCCGUGAGUUUUGGUGGGCGGCCCUCUCUUGGCAGGUUUGUUGUGGUGCCAUAUUCUUUCAAUUUUAAAAAAAUGGAUUUAAUGGUGCUACGUGGGAUGUUCAAAGUUUCUGAUCUUUUUUUAUAACCCAACCCUGAUCUGUACUUCUCCACAACUUUGUCCCUGACCUGUUUGGAGAGCUCCUUGGUCUUCAUGGUGCCGCUUGCUUGGUGGUGCCCCUUGCUUAGUGGUGUUGCAGACUCUGGGGCCUUUCAGAACAGGUGUAUAUACAGUGGGGAGAACAAGUAUUUGAUACACUGCCGAUUUUGCAGGUUUUCCUACUUACAAAGCACCUCUUCCACACUCACUUUACGGAAUUCAAAAUUACAACGCUUGUCUUUCAUAAUUUCAUCAGUUAUACCGUAUUUUCCGCACUAUAAGGUGCACUUAAAAGCCUUUAAUUUUCUCAAAAAACGACAGUGCGCCUUAUAAUCCGGAGCGCCUUAUAUAUGGAUCAAUUGGUUAAUUGGUUGAUCCAUACUGGUUGUACACGGCGCUCAAGGCGCUCUGUCAAGAUGUUUCAGUAUGAAAAAACAAUAAAAACAAUUUAAUAAUAAUGAAAUGUUUCAGUACAACUGGUAAACUACAAAGCCGCACCGCUUGCAGCAUUACGGCUACCGUAGUCAGUAAACACCGGUACUGUGCUUACUCACAGUCCCACACCACUUGUGUGUGUAUAAAGACCCCAAAAUGGCACCUUUCAAGAGACACGCUUAUGACGCAGAGUUCAAGCUCAAGGCUGUCGGUCACGCAGUAGAAUAUGGGAAUAGAGCAGCAGCGAGAGAAUUCAACAUGAAUGAAUCAAUGGUACGGAAGUGGAGGAAGCAAGAAGAUGACCUGCGCCAAGUAAAGAAGACUAAACAGAGUUUCCGAGGGAACAAAGAGAGAUGGCCACAGUUAGAGGACAAAACUCGAACAGUGGGUUGUUGAACAGAGAGCAGCAAGUAGAAGCAUCUCUACAGUCACUAUUCGAAUGAAGGCAACAGUGCUAGCACGGGACAUGAUCAUCGAUGAAUUUCGAGGCGGUCCUUCUUGGUGCUUUCGUUUUAUGAAAAGACGUAAUCUCUCCAUCCGCACACGAACUACCGUCUCGCAGCAACUGCCAAAAGAUUACCAAGAAAAGCUGGUCACUUUCCGCGCAUACUGCAAAAAGAAGAUCACUGAAAAGAAGAUCCGGCCAGAGCACAUCACCAACAUGGACGAGGUUCCACUCACCUUUGAUAUUCCCGUGAACCGCACUGUGGAGAAAACGGGGACCAGUACGGUGUCUGUACGCACCACAGGGAAUGAGAAGUCAUCCUUCACUGUAGUUCUCACCUGCCAGGCUAAUGGCCAGAAACAAGAGGAAGACCUUGCCAAAAGAAAACUUUCAAGCGGGCGUCGUCAUCAAAGCUAGCCCGAAGGGAUGGAUGGAUGAGGAAAAGAUGAGUGAGUGGCUGAGAGAAAUUUACGUCAAGAGACUGGGUGGCUUUUUCCACACAGCUCCGUCCCUAUUGAUCUACGACUCAAUGCGCGCCCAUAUCACCGAUGCUGUCAAAAAACAAGUGAAGCAAACUAAUUCCGGAGCUUGCCGUCAUUCCGGGUGGAUUAACUAAAGAACUCCAGCCGCUAGAUAUUGGUGUCAACAGGGCGUUCAAAGCUAGACUGCGAGCUGCGUGGGAGCAGUGGAUAACAGAAGGCGAACACACGUUCACCAAGACGGGGAGACAGCGCCGGGCGACUUACGCCACUAUCUGCCAAUGGAUCGUGGAUGCCUAGGCUGAUAUAUCAGUCUCAACUGUGGUCAAAGCUUUCACGAAGGCAGGAAUAAUCUCUGAACUGCCAGGCAACAGCAGCGACACUGACUCUGAUAAUGACGAGAGGGAGCCGGGCAGGUUGGAUGCCGUAGUCGCCCAACUGUUCAAUUCGGACACUGAAGAAGAAUAAUUCGAGGGAUUCGUGGACGGGGAAUGAACUGAAAAAGUGAGCUUUACGUGUUAUACGUAACUGAACAAUGUUGAGUUAUGCACUAACGUUUGAUUUAGUGGUAUCAGACUGUUUCUUUUACUACGUGUUUACUGAAUCAGGGAAAAGUUCCCCUCCACGUUUGGGAGAAGAGUGAGCAAGGCUGGGAGAUAUUGUUAAUAUGCACAUUAACGUUUGAACAACGUUACCAUGGGAGUGAACAGAGUUGUCAGAAUGCUUAAUAAAGUUUGACUUUAUCUGACAGUUUUGUUGACAUUCCCUUUAGCACAGCUCCAUCUAGUGGAUGCAUAACGCAACCCCAGUCAAACGUUUGACUACAGUAUCUUCUAUUCUAUGCGCCUUAUAAUCCGGUGCGCCCUAUAUAUGAAAACAGUUCUAAAAUAGGCCAUUCAUUGAAGGUGCGCUUUAUAAUCCGGUGCGCCUUAUAGAGCGGAAAAUACGGUACUUGGAUGUGUAGUGUCAGCGUUUGUUGCUGGCAUGUCAUGCCAAAGUAUGCGAAACAUGCCAAUGAAAAAAAUCAUUAAAUGAAUUGCCAAUUUCAGUGGGUUUUGUGAUGAGUGAGCCAUCUGAUUCAAUGAAUGAUGAAAUGGUGUUGAGUUUGCCUUUUUGCCCAAAAUUGUAUUUAAGGUGCUCCAAAGCUUUUUAUUAUCAUUCCUUAUAUCAUUUGUCUUUGUUUCAUAGUAUAGUUUAUUCUUCCUUUUAUUCAGUUUAGUCACAUGAUUUCUCAAUUUGCAGUACGUUUGCCAAUCGGUUUUGCAGCCAGACUUAUUUGCCAUUCCUUUUGCCUCAUCUCUCUUAACCAUACCAUUUUUCAAUUCCUCAUCAAUCCAAGGCGAUUUUAAGGUUUUUAGUCAUUUUCUUAAUGGGUGCAUGCUUAUUAGUAACUGGAAUAAGCAAUUUCAUAAAUGUGUCAAGUGCAGCGGCUGGUUGCUCCUCAUUACACACCACAGACCAACAAACAUUCUUUAUACACUAUAUUAGGCCCAGCCUUUGGAACUUUGGUUUUCCUAGAUAUGGCUACUAUAUUGUGAUCACUACAUCCGAUGGAUUUGGAUACUGCUUUAAAGGACAUUUCUGCAGCAUUAGUAAAGAUGUGAUCAAUACAUGUUGAUGAUUUAAUUCCUGUGCUGUUUGUAACUACCCUGGUAGGUUGACUGAUAACCUGGACCAGGUUGCAGGCACUAGUUACAGUUUGAAGCUUUUUCUUGAGUGGGCAGCUUGAUGAAAGCCAGUCAAUAUUUAAAUCACCCAGAAAAUAUACCUCUCUGUUGAGAUCACAUACACUAUCAAGCAUUUCACAUGUUAUCCAGAUAAAGGGCAAAGAGAGAAGAAGAGAUAUUAAAAUCAAUAGGUAGCCAGACAGGGAACAAGAAAUUCCCUCUCUUAAUCCAUCAGUCUCCUUUCUCUCUCUCUCUCUCUCUCCCCCCCCCCCAGGCUGUGAGGAGUACCACUUCCUCUACGAGGGCCGCUGUGUGGUGGACUGUCCCGAGAGGUUCUUCCAGGACUCUGAGCAGGAUGUGUGUGUCCGCUGUCACCCUGACUGUGCCCAGUGUGAUGGUCCGGACGGGGACGACUGUGACUCCUGUGCAGACCCAGAGGCUACCCUGCACAACGGAGCCUGUCUGCCGAACUGCCCCUCCCACACCUAUAGGGACAGCAGGACUGGGCAGUGCAAAGGUGAGGAGGCUUAGAUCUUGACACAGUGGUUCCUAAGUAUUUUAGGACUGAGAUCCCUUUAAACCCUUUACAAGUUUGUGCCCUACCAAAUAAAGAAAACCAACCACAAGGGGAAAAGUAUGCACUUCUCCAGUGUACUAUAGGUAAUUUAGACUCUUGACUAGGUAAUGUAGAUUCCAUGCAACCCAGUGCUGUGACAUAUCUGGUUUCUGUGUGAUAUCUAGUUUCUCUGUGCUAACUUUUUCCAGACUGCGAUGGCUCCUGUCUCACGUGCUCGGGGCCCCACGCUGGCUCCUGCUCCAGCUGCAGAGAGGGUCAGAGAGUGGACGCCCAUGGACACUGUGACCCCCUGGUCAACAGGUGCACCCCCCGCCACUACACUGACCAGGAUGGAGAAUGCCACCCAUGCCACAAGUACUGCCAGCAGUGCAACGGGCCAGGCAAGAGCCACUGUCUGAGCUGCAACCAGAACCAUUUUAUACUGAGUGAGUGGAGUCAUUCUCAUUUCUCAAUCCCUGAUCAGACACCAGUGUUAUGCUAGCUGUAGAUAAGACACAGUGCAAUGCUAAGAAUAGAAGAGAAGAGAAAAAACAGUCACUGAAAGUAUAUUUUGUUUAGAACAGGGGUGACGAACUCAUUUUGCCAUUCGGUUUUCAUUGAGGCCCGGAAGGGCCACACUGAUAAUGUGUUAUAUUUCCUUGCCGACAAAAUUAGCUAAAAAUAGUCCUCUAUCCAUCAUUUUUGGAAUUGUUGAUGCUCCCUGACUGUCUAGUGAUUAUUAGCGAGCUGGACAGUCAAGAAACUGUAUGAAUAUAGGUCCAUUAUCAUUUCUACACAGUUCUGAUUUGGUUUGAGUCUUUUUGAAGUAUAUUGAGUUAGUUUCCCCCUUAAAAAAUAUAUAUAUAUUUAUAUAUAUUUUUUUUACUCAAACCACCCGCCGGCCGGAUUAGACCCUAUGUUUGACACCCCUGGUUUAGAUGUUUAAUUCAUGAGUAGCAGUAGCAGAUGUAACAAACAAGACACUUUUCCACGCCAGCCGUCGUGAACAGAAAUUGUUAAUUUGGCCUGAGCCACCAUUUCAUGUUGAAUGAUUAGUGUGUGUGUUUGUGCAUGUGCACGUGCGUGUGCUUGUGUGUGUGUGUGUACGCUCAUCCGUGUGGGUGUGUGUGUGCAGAUGGUACCUGCAUGGACAUCUGUCCUACUGGGUUCUACCAAGAGGAGUCAGGCCAGAGAUGUGAAGCAUGUCACCCAGCCUGUCUCACCUGCAUGGGCAGACACAGCCACGAGUGUCUCAGCUGCAAGGACCACCUAUUCAGAGAGGGCAAGGAGUGUGUGGACACCUGCCAGAUAAGGUAUAAUUAUAGUAUUGUUAUUUAUCUGUCACUUUGACUUUGGAAGAUAAUGUUAGGAUAUGGUCGCAUAGUUAUUUUAUCAAUUUUAUUUUAUCCAAAACAACUUAUAUUAUUUAUGACAAUGCUAUAAUUUUUUAACAGUUAACAUUAACUCCAGUAUAUGUGGCCCAUGUAUAGCAACUCACAAACUCAAAAUGUUAGUGUUGCAUCACCAUGCUCCAUCGGACCUGGACCAAUGGAGUCUGGGCAGACCAUUCAUCAUAUUGUGUUGUUUCACGCACACUGUGUCUUCUGUGCUGUAUAAUAUAUUGAGACCUCAGACAACAGGUAUAUUCCAUUGAAUAACAAUGGAGCUCACAACUGAGCUAUUACUUGUCUUGAGAUUUAAAUGGCCCUUCAUAUGCCCUGAUAAAUGCUAAUUAGACCCGGUUGUAUUUGAGCAGGCAUGAUUGAGAGGGUUAAAUUAAUGUGCCGUUAAAUUGAUGCCCCGUUUAAUAUCUCAAAGAGGUUACAAAAUGCACACAAAUGGUCACAACGGAUAUUUAUUGCCGUGACAUGUUUCCCAAACACACACCUACAAGCAUUGGGACACACCAAUGACUUUAUACAGUGCAUUCGGAAAGUAUUCAGACCCCUUAAUUUUUACCACAUUUUGUUACAUUACAGCCUGUUUCUAAAAUGGAUUAAAUUGGUUUUUUUCCCUCAUAAAUGUACACACAAUACCACAUAAUGACAAAGCAAAAACAUGUUUUUAGAAAUUGAAAUAUCACAUUUACAGAAGUAUUCAGACCGUUUACUCAGUACUUUGUUGAAGCACCUUUGGCAGCUAUUACAGCCUCGAGUCUUCUUGGGUAUGACGCUACAAGCUUGGCACACCUGUAUUUGGGGAGUUUCUCCCAUUCUUCUCUGCAGAUCCUCUCAAGCUCUGUCAGGUUGGAUGGGGAGCGUCGCGGCACAGCUAUUUUCAGGUCUAUCCAGAGACGUUCGAUCGGGUUCAAGUCCGGGCUCUGGCUGGGCCACUCAAGGACAUUCAGAGACUUGUCCCGAAACCACUCUAGCGUUGUCUUGGCUGUGUGCUUAGGGUCGUUGUCCUGUUGGAAGGUGAACUUUCGCCCCAGUCUGAGGUCCUGAGCACUCUGGAGCAGGUUUUCAUUACAUUUACGUCAUUUAGCAGACGCUCUUAUUCAGAGCGACUUACAUGAGCAAUUAGGGUUAAGUGCCUUGCUCAAGGGCACAUCGACAGAUUUUUCACCUAGUCGGCACGGGGAUUAGAACCAGCGACCUUUCGGUUACUGGCACAGCGCUCUUACCCACUAAGCUACCUGCCGCCCAUCAAUGAUCUCUCUGUACUUUGUUCCGUUCAUCUUUCCCUCGAUGCUGACAAGUCUCCCAGUCCCUGCCGCUGAAAAACAUCCCCACUGAAUGAUGCUGCCACCACCAUCCUUCACCGCAGGGAUGGUGCCAGGUUUCCUCCAGACGUAACGCUUGGCAUUCAGGCCAAAGAGUGCAAUAUUGGUUUCAUCAGACCAGAUAAUCUUGUUUCUCAUGGUCUGAGAGUCCUUUAGGGGCCUUUUGGCAAUCUCCAAGUGGGCUGUCAUGUGCCUUUUACUGAGGAGUGGCUUCUGUCUGGCCACUCUACCAUAAAGGCCUGAUUGGUGGAGUGCUGCAGAGAUGGUUGUCCUUCUGGAAGGUUCUCUCAUCUCCACAGAGGAACUUUGGAGCUCUGUCAGAGUGACCAUUGGGUUCUUGGUCACUUCCCUGACCAAGGCCCUUCUCCCUCGAUUGCUCAGUUUGGCCGGGCGGCCAGCUCUAGGAAUAGUCUUGGUGGGUCCAAACUUCUUCCAUUUAUGAAUGAUGGAGGCCACUGUGUUCAAGGGGACCUUUAAUGCUGCAGAAAUGUUUUGGUACCUUUCACCAGAUCUAUGCCUCGACACAAUCCUGUCUCAGAGCUCUACGGACAAUUCCUUCGACCUCAUGGCUUGGUUUUUGCUAUGACAUGCACUGUCAACUGUGGGGCCUUAUAUAGACAGAUGUGUGCCUUUCCAAAUCAUGUCCAAUCAAUUGAAUUUACUACAGGUAGACUCCAAUCGAGUUGUAGAAAGUAUGAAGAAAAAAAUAUAUGUAUGCACUCACUAACUGUAAGUCGCUCUGGAUAAGAGCGUCUGCUAAAUGACUAAAAUGUAAAAUGUAGAAACAUCUCAAGGAUGAUCAAUGGAAACAGGAUGCACCUGAGCUCAAUUUUGAGUCUCAUAGCAAAGGAUCUGAAUACUUAUGUAAAUAAAGUAUUUCUGUUUUUAUUUUUAAUACAUUUGGAAAAAAUUCUAAGAACUUGUUUUCACUUUGUCAUUAUGGUAUAUUGUGUGUAGAUUGAGGGAAAACAUUUAUUUAAUCAAUGUUAGAAUAAGGCUGUAACAAAAUGUGGAAAAAGGGGUCUGAAUACUUUCCUAUGUGAAGACUCAGUAGUGCAUUGAAGCCAAGUGAAGGUAGUUAAGAUGGCUUCCCAUGGAGACACAGUUUGAAAUGACCCUGUCCUUAUAAUUUCUACUGUGUGGGAUUUUUAAAUAAUCGGUUCAAGGACAUACAUCUGGUGUAUUAGAAGCAGAUAUUGGUACACAUCUCCUACACAGACGCCUAUAAACAGUGACACGCAUCCACACACACAGACACACACAUAUAAAUAGUCACAGUCUCACACAGACACACACACACAAACACACACACACACAAACACCUAUAAACAGCUACACAUCCCAACACACCUACUCACACUGUCCCUGAUCGGUGUCCCUGUCUGACUUGCACUGUCUCGCAGUUACUAUGGAAACAUGACCUCGAGGACGUGUGAGAGGUGUGACCCGAGCUGUGGUGAGUGUUCCGGGAGCAGGGCGGAUGACUGUCUGAACUGUGCAGAUGGACUGCUCUACCUGAGGAAACAGGGACACUGUCACUCCAGCUGUCCCCAGGGCCACUACCAGGACAGCCAGCACCACACCUGUGAGCCCUGUCACUCCAGCUGCAGAACCUGCUCAGGUAGGGAGGACGAGAGACCUGUGUGUGUGUCUCUGUCUUAGUCUCUGUUUUUCACAGUUGGAUCACAUAAGAUACUUUGGAACCCAGUAAAUACUUGUUACCAUAAUCAUUAAGGGGCUGUUUCCCGGACCUGGAUGCAGAUUAAGCCUAUUCCAGGACUGAAAGGCACUUUCUAUGGAGAUUUUUAAUUGAGCAUAUGUUUUAGUCCAGAAUUAGACUUAAUCUGGUUUGGGAAAAGUAAAUCGAUCUGUUUUUGGCAUUAACAAGUGAUUGAAUAUCGACCUAUUCCUAAAACACAGAACAACAAGACAGAUUUCCCAGCUAGCACAUUUGGUUCCUUGGAAGUUGUGGGAACGUAUGUUUUUGGUUUCCCAUUGGUUCUGCGAACGAAGCCAUACAUUUUGAAUGUUUUCUUGUGUUUUUUAUGGAAAGUUUUCUUAAUGUUCUGGGAACAUCACUUUAAAUAGAACCAUGAGGAAACCUGCAGAAAACGUUAUGCUGAAGUGCUGAAAUUCCCAACAAGCUCUCACAGUCUAACGUCGGAGUAAGACGUUCAUCCAUGUUUCUCAAAUGUCACAUUUUGAAGUUGUUCCAUUGUUGAAGUGUUUUAAGGUUAAGUUUAGGUAUUAACUCUGAAUGGUUAAGAUAAGGGUUAAGGUUUGGGAUAGGCUUAAAACAAAAAUCUCAAAAACAACUUAGUAUAGCUGGAUUCGAACAUUCAAUCUUUGGAACCAAAGGCAGAUGCUUAUGUCCAUCUGCCAUCCCUGUCCACAAUGCCCUAGCAAAACCGAAAUCUACUUGAAGGUAACAGAGCUCACUAAUGCCUCUAGUGGCUGGUUUCCACGUAAUCUCCCGACAUCUUCAGAUACUGAUGGACGUUGAAUAUUGAUUUGUACCACGGGUGACCUGGCUGGAAAUUCCCACAGAAGAAAGCUGUUGCUUAAUAAUCUCUGAACGUUCUGAGAACAUGAUUUUAAAUAGAACCACGAGGAAACCGGUAGAAAACGUUAUGCUAACGUACUGAAAUUCCCACAGAGGAACGUUGUCUCUUAACGUUCUUGGAACAAUUUGAGAACAUUACUUUAAAUAGAACCAUGAGGAAACCUGUAGGAAACGUUAUCCUGAAAGAUUGAAAUUCCCUCAGAAGAACGUUGAUUCUUAACAUUCUCUGAACUAUUUGAGAACAUUCCCAGUGUCAAACCAGUUGGAGAAUGUUCUUAGAUCAUGACCAAAAUUGAAAUUAAAUGCAACAAUGUUUAAACUUUUAGGAAAAAUUAUGUUAAAGUAAUGAAAUACCAAUAACAUUUUUGUAUUUGUCACGUUCCAAAGCCAAUCAACUGUCCUGCACCAUUCCCAGAAAGUUGUGGGAAGGUUGUAUGCAAAAUAACCAUAGGACAAUCACAAGAAACAUACAGUUCUCAGAACGUUAUCUGUUCGCUGGGUUGUGUCUUUAAAUUGACAAACUAAAUCCAGCAGGAAAGAAAAACUAUGCACUGUAAUGUCAUGCCAUCUAUGGUACAGUACAAGUGCCCAACAAUGUAAUUGUCCUAUAUUUCCAGGAAAAGGAUCUCAGGCGUGUGACUCGUGUCACAUGGGCUACACGCUGUCAGACGGAAUGUGUGAGUCCCACUGCAACAUGGGUCAAUACCCCAUGCUACAGGUAACCACUAAUACCCAUUACUCACCACUACUCUAUCUCUGUACUGUAUAAUGUACUUCAUGUUAGUCACACAUGUCAGGCAUGACACACUCCCUGAUGUCACAAAUAAAGUUAUAUACGUCCUGAUGCCAAUACAGAAAUGAGUGCAGUGUUAAAUGAUUGAUUACAAUAAACUUGUUUGAUCGAUGGUUGUUAGUGUUGUUUGUCUGGAGAGCGGUACCUGGUUACCGGGUAGAAAUGUGUCCCUAGUUAAAAGGCAGGUUUGUGGCUCUCAAGGACCUGUGCUCUGCACCCUUGACUUAAACUUACCUUGUCCUUUCACAUCUGCACAAGUGCAUUAUAGAAAGUAGCGGGGUUAGGAGUUAAUUGAGGUGGGGCCUGUGUGCUGAUUCCUCAUGUCUUCUCUCCUUGACUCCUUCUCAAAAUGCAUUGGAGAAGGUCCAAGGGUAGAACCAUUCUGAGAAGGCGGCAAGGAGAGAGGACACAAGGAAUCAAGGAUAUAGAAUUGAGACUCACCCCGUUUCUUUGUCAAGGAAUCAAGGAAAAUACUUUUGAGAUUCACCCUGUUUGUGUGACAGCCUAUCCCCUUGUGGUCUUCUGGCCAGGAUUGUGAGGACUGUGACAGUUCCUGUCUGGACUGUAUGGGACCUGGUCCAUACAACUGCACCAUUUGUCCUGCCCAUGCCAUCCUCACAGCCGGGGGGCGCUGUCUGCUCUGCUGUCAGAACGACCUGCCAGUAGAGGGAGAUUCCACAGCGCAGCAGCAGGAGUGCUGCAACUGCACCGAGACAAGAGGUGGGCUCAGGGCAGACCAGAGUUCAAAUACUAUAUGAAAUCAUUCAAAAUACUUUAGCUGUGCUUGAUUGAGCUUACCUGGUGCAAAGGAACCAAUAGAAUAGAUGCAAAAAGUGCAAACCUCACCAAUCUGGCAAUCCAGCCAGGUUAAAGCAAACGCUAAAAGUAUUUGACAGACUUUAUUUAAACGCAGGUCUGGAAUGAGUUUAUAGCAACAAGCAUCAUGUUCAUGUGUUCACCCACCCUAUCACAUGUUCGUUGUCUUUUUCUCCGGUCUACAGGGGAGUGCGUCCUCAGCACUAACCUGGCCUUCCGCAAUGACGAAGUGGAGUCAUCCGGGAACAUGGCACUCUUCAUCACCACCUCCAUCCUACUCCUGCUGGGCCUGGGUACCGUAGUCUUCCUCAUCCGACGCUCCCGCUCCAAGAUCCCCUCCCUCCCCGACCCCAUCACAGCCCCCCGUGGCUACGAGAAGCUGGGUGGCGGGUGGCACGGAGGCGGGCGUCAUAAUACCACAUCCGGCGGGCACGCCAGUUCCAGCGGGCAUUUCCGCGAGGCCCAGUUGGUGGAUCUCACCGAGCGCCGCGGGGAUAAGGAUGAGGAAGAUGAGGAUGAUGAUGAGGAUAUUGUGUACAUGGGUCAGGAUGGAACGGUCUACAGGAAGUUCAGGUACGGACAGCCAGGGAAUGAUAAUGACGAUGAGCUGGAGUACGAUGAUGAGAGCUAUACAUUUCGCUGA
Messenger RNA from Coregonus sp. 'balchen', 37163 nucleotides. The record is from the annotation of a GenBank genome assembly. Lineage: Eukaryota; Metazoa; Chordata; Actinopteri; Salmoniformes; Salmonidae.